CACCAGUCCAUGCGACUCCAUCGGGCACUCACCAUUCCAUCUUGCAUUUUCUGCACUUGCGGUCUUUACGUUCUGCAUUAACUUGGUACUGGGUGUGGAAUUGUGUGUUUGUCAUUCAGCCUCAACCUGCUUCGCCCCUGCAUCUCUUGUCAUCUUGCAUUGGUCUAUUACUUCCCCUGCGACACUCCUGCUCAACAUGUCGGAAUCUCCGCCGCCCCCACCGUCGUGGAGUAUAGGCAGUAUGGCCAACAGUGCAGUCCAGUUUCUGCGUCUUCCGAUGCUAGCAUCGUCUGGCCUAGCUGUUGUUGCUAGUGGUCUCUUGUAUUUCAAGCAAAAUGAGCUUAUCUACCCGCGAAAUAUCCCUGCCGAUGCACGCACAAGUGUCCCCAAACCUCGCCAGUUCGGCCUGGAUGACUACGAGGAGCUCCAACUUCGCACGCCGGAUGGCGAAUCUUUGCAUGCCUACUUCAUUCGUGCUCCGCCCAAGCGAUUGGACCAGAACCUUACCAUCUUAAUGUUCCAUGGAAACGCAGGCAACGUGGGCCAUCGCAUUCCCAUCGCGAAGGUCCUACAAGAUUUCUUGGGAUGUCAUGUUCUGAUGCUAGAGUAUCGGGGCUAUGGUUUAUCCACUGGGGUGCCUGACGAGAACGGACUAAAAAUUGACGCUCAGACAGCGCUCGAUCACAUUCGGCAAAGGGGGGAGACGGCGGACUCGCGGGUUAUUGUAUAUGGCCAGAGUCUUGGAGGAGCUGUGGCGAUCAACCUUGUCGCUGCCAACGAAGAUAAGGGUAAUAUUGCCGGGUUGAUUCUCGAAAACACCUUCCUUAGUAUCCGGAAAUUGAUCCCAAGCGUCUUUCCCCCGGCCCGAUAUCUUGCUCGAUUCUGCCACCAGACAUGGACGAGCGAGGAGGUUCUGCCAAAGAUAACUCAGACCCCUGUGCUCUUUCUGAGCGGGUUAAAAGACGAAAUUAUACCACCAUCGAACAUGACACAGCUGUUUGCUAUCUGCAACUCCAACCGCAAAGUAUGGCGAACACUUCCAAACGGAGCACAUAACGAUAGUGUGGCCGAGCCUGGAUACUUCGAGCAUAUCCAUUCUUUUGUUACGGAAGAAAUCCUCAAAAAUUAACGAAAUCUUCCUUUACCUUAUGACUUACGAAUGCGCUUCUUGACCGCGUCGACUUCCAAGGCCAAGCUGAUACUUGCUUGGAACCUUGUA
Molecule: messenger RNA, 1219 nt
Organism: Aspergillus versicolor CBS 583.65
Lineage: Eukaryota; Fungi; Ascomycota; Eurotiomycetes; Eurotiales; Aspergillaceae
Product: alpha/beta hydrolase
Exons: 4
Coding region: 197-1129 (310 amino acids)
Cellular component (GO): membrane
Molecular function (GO): palmitoyl-(protein) hydrolase activity
Source: RefSeq, a predicted model, not a curated record